Messenger RNA from Drosophila santomea, 769 nucleotides. RefSeq names its product arginine/serine-rich coiled-coil protein 2. The record is from RefSeq and is a predicted model, not a curated record. Lineage: Eukaryota; Metazoa; Arthropoda; Insecta; Diptera; Drosophilidae. The coding region runs from base 120 to 734 and encodes 204 amino acids. The transcript is spliced from 2 exons.
UUCAAGUGUUCAAGUGAAGCAGCCGCAACAUAAGUCGCAGAUUCCGCAGCAGUUACAGCAGUUGUAUCCAGUGGUGUUAAGUGAAUUCCUUAUCGGGUCAGGUGUAAACUAGUGCGAAAAUGUCGCAAUCCGAUAACGUGGCACGUGAGCAAACUGCGGCAAGCGCAGUGCCGGAGGCAUGUCAAGGCUGCCGCGGCCAGUUGCCACGUGCCACGCCCGUGGAAGUGGAGGACAUGGCCACCCCGUCGCUGGAGAGACUCAUUCGAAAGGCCAACAUGGCCCAGAAAAUGCUGAACGAUGUGAUGAAGCAGAUCCAACAGGAAUCUCAGCUCUCCACCAAGGAGAGCAGUUCCAAGCACCACAGCUCCGAUGGAGGUAAACGACGACACAGGGGACGCAAACAUGGUCAUCACACUAGCUCCUCUUCCAGUUCCAGUUCCGGCCACAGUGACUGCGAGCUGAUCCUGGCGGAGCAGGAGGAGCACAUGCCCAGGAGCAGGAGACACAUUCGUGAUGAUCGCAAGCGGGAUCGCUCCAGGUCUCGCGGUCGUUCCCGUGGUCACUCGCGUGGCCGUUCUCAUGGGCGUUCUCGUUCCAGGUCCUACACCGAUUCCCGACGAUCCCGAGCAUUGCCCCUGGCUCUGCCCGUUCGGAUUUCCGUGUCCAGCAGUUUGUCUUUCUGGUCAACGUAUUCAAGAAAAUUAGUUACGUUCGCUGAUGAAAUGCUGAGAUAGUCAUUUGUUAUUUUUACUUACCGAAAUUGUGAAAU